Molecule: messenger RNA, 443 nt
Organism: Saccoglossus kowalevskii
Lineage: Eukaryota; Metazoa; Hemichordata; Enteropneusta; Harrimaniidae
Product: zinc finger SWIM domain-containing protein 7-like
Biological process (GO): double-strand break repair via homologous recombination
Cellular component (GO): Shu complex
Molecular function (GO): zinc ion binding
Source: RefSeq, a predicted model, not a curated record
CUAGAUAUAUUGGAUCAUAAUGAGGUCACAAAGAUGAAAUGUACCAGUGGUAGGAUUAUAUUUCAGGUAAUUGGUAGUUCUGGUAAACCAUACACAUGUUUUCCAUCUUCAAACUAUUGUUCCUGUUUAUCAUUUACAUUCUCAGUUUUAAAGAGAAGAGACAUUUCAAUGUGUAAACAUGUCUUGGCCAUGCACUUGAGUGCUGCUAUGAAGAAGUAUGAAGAAAUCUCUGUAACUGAUGCAGAAAUGACAAGACUGAUUAAUACUUGUUUCACACCUCAAACACACUGAUGAGCAGAAUUGCAGUUUUAGUUAAAUAUGUAUAUGUAUAUGCCUGUUAAAGAUUUUGAUUGGAGUUUUAUAAACUUGUUACUCUGGUGUGUUACGAUUGUUUUGCAUAGAAAUGAUUCUCACCAUCAACUUUUUUAUGUUUUCAUGUGAUG